CCGAUAUCUGAUUUUGACAAUCUGUCCCACUUUUACUUGACGAUUAUUUGUGAUAUUCGGUCGUUAGCUGUUCCUGCGAAUAGUGGGAAAACGCGUCGGCCAGGCGCAAAAGGCACAAGGCAGGAGCAGCACGGGCAAGAGCUCAGCAUCCCCAAAAGGACUUUAUUGAUCACGAAACGGCACGCAUUCCACACCCGUCUCACCCUUUUCGGAAAAUGUCACCAUCCGGCGCGGGUUCCCUCUCGGAAAAUCACAAAAUUCGAACGUAACCGACCGGAAAAACCAUGUAGCAACAAAAUGGCGACUUCCAGUGACGGAACCAGACUCAAAAACCGCUUCAAAUGGUGGAAAUUCUACCUGCAAGCAGACUACUACAAAAAUCUAAACGUCGCGAAGUGUACCUGAUCAAAUCCUUGUUGAAUGUUUUCAAUUUAUUUCGUGUUUCUUAGUUGGAGGAGUUUUUUGUAAUUCACAUUUCUGAUAUACGCACAAACUCAAAAAUGUUUCCGUUAAAAUCGAAUAAUUUGUUUUUAUUGUGAUUCGCAAAUUGCUUGGGAAUUGGUUUUUGUUGGAGUUUAUUGUGACUAAAUUUCGUGUCACUCAAACCAUGGUGGAUUUAGGUGGAUAUGUAAUAAUUUUGGUAGAAACCAAGGAGAAAAAGAUUAAACUAUAUGGUUCACCUGCUGACAAUGACAAUUUGGAAAUUGGGGAUGAAAUUUUGGAAGUUAAUGGUAAAACCUUGGACGACGCUUCUCAUACGGAAGUAAUCAGUCAUAUCCAUCAGUGUAUUAGAUCCCGAACAAUAUGUUUACGUGUGAAAAGGAGAACCGGGGCCCGAUUGGCUGUGGACUUAGACUUGUGUUCGAACAAUGUUCAAGAUGCCUUCGUUAUCGCCGUGGAGCAACAAGCCAGAGAACGCCUGGAAAGGCUCUCUGCCCUCAAACGAAUUACGCCCAUCGAUAUGAACAAGCUGUCUCAACAAUUAAAUCAGACGACAUCUUCAGGCGAAGAACUAAACGGUUUCAUAAAAAACUCCUCGAUAUACGUAACUUCUUUGACCGCCACUGGAAAUUUAAACAACAACAGCACCGCAAACAGGGCAGGAGGAAGAGGUGGAGGCAGCGUAUUAGGCACCACCACAGCAGUUGUGGCCGUCAAUAGAGACACAGUCACUACUUCCAAACAAUUGCACAACGGACGGGAACCUGCAAAUGAGCUGCUCGCGAAGGAACCAAACGUCGAGAACACCAACAACGAGGUACUGGCCAAGGUGCCGAACGAUGUUAGAGCGGCUACACAGAGUGAACUCCUGAAUGCGUGCGAAAGUCCGGUUCACAGCAAAAAACUUGGAGAUCGACGGAGUUCUUCUCCUUUCCAGAAUGGACGAACUGAGCUCUUGUUAGCUACAGACGACAAUAAUAAAGUGAGAACCACGGCUAUUGUGGAAAGCAAUAAUAAUAAAUUGAGCGUUGACCUCGAAAACAGACCUCGUCGACGCUCGGGAAGCAGUAUAGUGGUCCUCGACGGAGAUUUAGAGCCUGUGAAAAAGCAUCCCGACCUCGAGCUCGACGACAGCCUAGAGUACAAUAACAUGGUGAUGAUGAUCCCUACUGAUAAUGGACCUCACCGGGAGAUGGCUGUCGACGUGCCGGACACGUUCAUUGCUAGGAAUAAAACGCCACCUAGGUAUCCACCGCCGAAACCUAUUAUCCAGAGUGGUCCGAACGAUAGUUCUGUCUUCCAUUCGCCCGAAACCGUCGCAACAAAACCCGUACCUCCUCCGAGGGAUCACCUCAAAAUAGAAAAGGAUGGCAGGAUUAUCAAUAGGGCACCUGCACCGCAACUACCUGCUCGGAUCACCAACAAUAACAUCACUUCCCCAAUUAAUAACGCCACCAGCGCGGUCAAACCACCCCAAGUAGUCGAACCCACGAAGGAGCAGUUGGAUAGUAUCAAUAAAUAUCAGGAACAAAUUCGUAAACGGAAAGAAGAGGAGGAUCGGCUUGCCGCUCAAAAUGAGUUCCUCAAUAGAUCACUGCGUGGUUCGCGAAAGCUACAAGCACUGGAAAAUAAACCCUAUGGGUCUGUUAACGAUGCCUAUGAAGAUGAAGCUCAAGACUCCUCCAGAUCGAGUACUCCGGGUCCAAGAGGAGAGAAGGAACUCGUCCAUGUGUCGUACGCUUACGGCGACUUGGUAGCAUCCAUCCAACGCUUCCAACUUCAACUAAAGAAAGCUUGCUCAAGCGGGGGCCUUGGUGGAUUAGAAGGGCGUAUCGCUGCCAUCCAGUCCCUCCUUCUAUCACCCCAAUUUGGUCGUGCCCUCGCUGUCCAUAACAAAGUUCAGUCGGUGAGGUCAAGAACCACGCCUAGGCCAAUGCCUAACGCUCAGACUGCCCUCAAGGACUGCCUUGAUACAAUUGGACAUUCUCAAAGCGCUUAUGCCAUGGAAUUGGUUGCCUUAUUGACUGGUUAUGAAUUUGAAGCCUUAAUGGCUGCUCACGAUGGCGUGACUUCUGCGUUACCGACUGAUUCAACUUCUCCCACGCCAUCUACCGCUGAAACGGUGCCUCUCUCUAUGACAGAUCGUAGGUAUGGGGAGAAUAACAUUAAGGUUAUAAAAAUAGAAAAAAGUACUGAACCAUUAGGUGCCACGGUGAAGAAUGAUGGAGAAGCCGUAGUAGUAGGAAGGGUAAUUCGUGGUGGAGCAGCAGAUAAAAGCGGUCUUCUCCACGAAGGUGACGAAAUUCUUGAAGUUAACGGCAUUGAGAUGCGCGGAAAAAGCAUCAAUGCUGUCUGUGAUAUUUUGCAAACGAUGGAAGGCACGCUGACCUUCCUAAUUAUUCCCGCUUCACAAGUUCCACGACACAAUAACAGGGAUAACUUCCUUCACGUCAGGGCACAUUUUGACUAUGAUCCUGAAGAAGACAUGUACAUACCUUGUCGAGAACUGGGUAUCGGAUUCCAAAAGGGUGAUGUACUGCAUAUCAUUAGCCAAGAAGAUGGUAAUUGGUGGCAGGCGUACAGGGAGGGAGAAGAAGAUCAGACAUUAGCAGGCCUGGUACCUUCACAAUCAUUCCAACACCAACGAGAAAACAUGAGGUUAGCAGCCGAGGAACGAAUGUCUAAACCUCAAAGAAAAUCAACAACCCUACUUUGUGGUAAAACGAACAAACGAAAAAAGAAGAAAGGAGCAUAUGCCGACGGUGGUUACCCGAUGUACGCCAACAACGUUGACGAGUAUGAUCCCGACGAAAUUUUGACAUACGAAGAAGUAUCUUUGUAUUACCCACGAGCCAACAAUAAAAGGCCGAUUGUGUUAAUUGGCCCGCCCAAUAUAGGCAGGCAUGAACUGAGGCAAAGAUUAAUGGAAGAUAGUGAAAGAUUUGCUGCUGCCAUACCACAUACUUCCCGAGCCCGUAAAGAAAACGAAGUCGACGGCCAGGAUUAUCAUUUCAUCACGCGAGCCCAAUUCGAAGCCGAUAUUCUUUCCAGAAAGUUCGUGGAACACGGGGAAUACGAAAAAUCCUACUACGGUACAUCCCUAGACGCAAUAAGGUCCGUAGUGACUUCUGGAAAAAUAUGCGUGUUGAAUUUGCAUCCGCAGAGUUUGAAGAUACUGAGAACUUCGGACUUGAAGCCAUAUGUAGUGUUCGUAGCGCCACCUAGUCUUGAAAAAUUAAGGCAAAAGAAAAUUAGAAAUGGUGAAUCUUAUAAGGCAAAAGAACUGAAAGAUACCAUUGAAAAAGCCAGAGCCAUGGAAGAAAAAUACGGUCACUUUUUUGAUCUUAUUAUAAUAAAUAAUGAUACAGAAAGGGCGUAUCACCAAUUACUUAAUGAAAUUAAUAGUUUAGAACGGGAACCUCAGUGGGUGCCAGCUGCGUGGGUAAAGGGGUGCUAGAAAACGCCAUUUUGCAUAAGUUCGGGUACAGCCCAAAUUCGAACUGAUUUUUCUAUUAUUAGUUUCCGAAAAGUAAUUUUCCUGUUAAAUAUGUGAUUAAAAUUACUGCAGACUGAUAUCGCAAGAUUUUCUUGGAAUUAACAAUUUGAUGACUAUUGAAUAUAAAAAAAUAUAAUUACCUAAUCGUUUGUGUUUCUCAAUUUGGAGAAACCAAAACAUAUUAUGCUCAAUAUAUGCCAUUAUUAGUAUUUAUCGACAUAUAAUUAUUUUUUGUCUUUCUGGAAAAAUUUAACUAUUUCUCUAAUGGUUUUAUUUUAAAAGAUUAGCUUCAUCAGUUUUAAAGGCUUAUUAUCAGGAUACUUCAAUGUUGGUAGAACGCAUUGUUUGAAAACAUGUAUUUUUAGAUAUUGUAGAUUUUUAGACUUAAAAUUUAAGAGUGAGAGUAAUUUUUCGAAACCCUUCAAUUGCAACUGCACCUGAUCCUUGCAACUUCUGAUUCUUUACUAUCUUAUUUAUAUAUUUCAUAUCUUAGAUAGAUGUACUCUUGAAUUACCUUGACUGUUUCUCGAUUAUCAAGUGAGAAUUAGUAGUUGACCAAUGUUUGACAUCAUUUGUUUUGGCAAUUUUCACCUUGAGAUCACGGGCUAUGGAAUCUUACAGUAGAUCUAACACCAAAUCGUCCAUUUCUUCUGGCAUUAGCAAAUCGUAAAUUAGUAAAAAUAUUCUAAAUAGAAAAAUAUUCGCCAUUUUAUUACUGUUAAUUUUUUGCAGCCGAAUGUCUUAAAUAUACUUUCAAGAGCUUUAAUUUAUAACUUUGGUGAAAUUGUAUUCUCUUUUAUCCUAGAUAUCGUUCAAUUCUUAUUCAAUUUGAUUAGCUGUCAUUUGCUGCGUUUGAAUAUCCAUUAGGGAUGAGCACGAUGUAUCAAUGUUUAGGUUUCGAUUAUCGAUGUUCAACAUCGAUGUUUUGUAAUCCGAUGUUAUUAGUUAACAUCGAUUUUUCAAUAAACAUCGAUGAUUUUUCAAUGUUUUUUGUUUUUUUGUCAAGCGACACGUUUCAUUUGAUGGUUUGAAUUCCUUUUUUUCUUUUUUUUUGCUCUUCAAUGAACGCUUUUGGCAAACAUCGAUGUUUACAGACACAUCGAUGUAUGGAAGAUAUUUAGAAAAAUCGAUAUUUUCUUUUCCGGUUUUUUUACAACAUCGAUAGUCUGCAUUCGAUGUAUCAUUUGUUGUCAACAUCGGUUUUAAAAAAUUUGCGCAUCCCUAAUAUCCACAUCCGAUGCAUUUUUUUACAUCUCAAGCGUUUGUUUAUCCUCAUCGGACACAUCUACAUCUGCGUUUGUUUAUCCGAGAUGUAGCUGUCCAGAUUACAUUUUUUUACAUCUCGAUUUGAAAUGAGAUCUGAAUGAGAUGUUCGUUCCAUGCCAGAAAGUAGGUGUUCUGUAAAGCUAAGUUUAUCGAUUUAUCCUUUGUUUAUGCUAGCGUGAAUAUAAAAGUGAUUAGUGUGUUUAAUUUUUGUUUAGAUUUCAAAAUUAUGUUGAUUUCUAGUCUCAAAAGUCAAAUUUAAAUAAUAUAAAUUUCCAACUUGUCAUUGUUAUUUUAUCACGUGACCAAUAAACUCUUAGAGUGUUUAUUACAUCUACAUUUAGAUAUAAUCCUCUAUCACGUGAUAAAAAAUUCACAUCUCGGAUUAAAUAGUUCUAUUGUUGAUAUAGACAUAUAUUCUGUCGACUUGAAACCUUCUCAGGGUUAAACGCUAAUUCCAUCCUUAGAGGUAACCACCCAUGAUUAUGACCCCGAGUCACAAAUGCUCGACUCUGUGGUCGCCGAAUGAAGCGAGUUUCAGAGUCCACUGCGCCGAUUAAUUUACACUUACAAACUUAGUUUAAUAUUCUUCCUUUUCCAGCACUGUACACAUUGACUUUCUAAAUCUUAAAUAACUUAAACGAUUAGUGAUGAUAUCGAACAGUAUAAAUUUAAGAUUUAGGCUUCGCUAAUGCUGAGAAUAACACAAAAUUAGUAUCAACAGCUUUAAUUCUGCAUCUUUUCAAAUAAACAUGAAUAUUUUUUGUAUUCAUUUUAAAAUUCCAAAUUGUUAAUUUUACGAAAAGAGCCCACGUGAGAAUCGGUACUUACCGUAUAAAGUUUUAAAAAUUAAUCAAGCUUUAUAUCCAUGUAAAAGUGAUACUUUCCUCUAUAAAAAAGUAAUAAAAUAUACAGGAAACGUAAGGGGGACUUGAUAAAAUGAGACGGCAAUAAUGACUGUAUAUAUUUUAAAUGUAUAAUCGUAAAAAAUGUUCAAACUAUCUGUUUAUAGUUAUGUAUAUCUAGUAACUCGAUUGUGUAUAUAAUAUACAUAUAUAAAUAAAGACCUAAAUGGCAGAUUAUAUCACGAUAUUUGCUAAACAGUUUGAACCAAAUUUUGAAUUUUUUAGACGACCACAGUAGCACUUAUGUUAGAACGAAAGUGCGUUUUGAAUUUUGAACAUUUUCAGUAUCUGAAAAUAAAGUGUAUAGCUUUUUAUCGUGACAUACACUGUUUAUUCACAGGGCGAUCCAAGAGACAAAAAUAUCGUUUUUAAAUAAAAAGCUACAAAUGUGGGGCGAAUAUCGAUUUGGUGUGUACAAAAUCUUACAAUAUAGUAUAUUUUUAAAAUAAUAUAUACCUACAGUAAGUGGCUGAAAAAAAUUGUUUUAUUUUUGAUCCUGUAUAGUUAUUUUAAAAGAAUUAUUAACUUUUUUGGAUCACCCUGUUUCGUAUAAUCCGUAGAUAAAGAAAUCGACUUAACUAAUCGCUCAGAGAUUUUAAUUGAUGUUAGAAAAGAAUUAUUAUCAAAAGUAUAUAAAAUAUGCAAAUUAGGUACACCGUGUGUCUAAAUAUAUUUAAAACGAAAUAUAUCCCCAAAUGUCAUAUUUUUGUAUAACUUUUUACAGGAUAAUUAUCGUCAUUAUAGUGAAAACCACGGCCUAGCUAAAAUUUUGUUUUUCUUUUAAAAUUAUACGGAACUAUUUUAAUAACUUAAAGAGGAUCAAGUCUUAACGUUUUCCUUUGCCGUUUCAUAAAAAUAGCUCGAAUGAUUUGAAAACUUCGAUAAUAAUCUAGUAGUAGUAAUAGUUACAUCAGCAAUUAGUUCAUUUUUCUUAGUGUAGAGAUUUGUCAAUAACAUAAAAUUAAACAUUCCUAAAAGAGGUACGUAUCUUUACCAAGCCCAGCAUCUAUGGAUUAUGGACUUACGAUUUUACGUCUUCUUUGAUUGACGGCAUACCUAAACUAUAUGUCGUACUCAGUGAUAUAGCGCGAGCGAGCUGUGAUCACCUAAAGCUACGGUCUUUUAGAACAGUGCGCGACGUACGCGUACGGCAGAAUCUGUCGCGUUCGACUCACGUCAGUUUUAGUAGAAGUUGUUUGUUACAAUAUAUAUCAGUUCAACCUGUUCUGUUGAUACAUGCAGACGAAAAUGAGUUCCCAUGAAUUAAAUAACGCGUAGGUAGCGAAUAUUUUAAUGGAAGAAGACGAAGAAGAAUUGUUUUUAAAUCUGCGUAUGGUGGGAAUAAGCACAUAAGUCAAGUUAAAUAUUUUUAUUAACUUAAAUUCAGCCUCAAUAACUACAAACACAUGACUAUGUAAAAUCACAUAAGUCAGUAAUGAAGCAUAAAGAUGUUAGAAAUGAUUGUGUAUUUAAAGUGCGGUGUUAUGCGGUGGGUACAAUAAUAUAAAUCACCGUUAUGUGAUUUCACUCUUCUUGACUUACCUUUGUUUUUUCUUCUUCUUUAGUAGUACAUUUUUAACAUCCUUUCAUAACAACGCUGGAUUUCAGCCACCGUGGGCAAGCGCUCAUUAGACUGUGAGUUUUGCGUCGAACACUGUCCUAACAAAGCGUAGCUUAAGUACUAAGGCAGUUUCUUUUAUCAUGUGCCGAUAUUGCUAUAUUCUAAACCGUAAAAAUUACGAAGAUGAUUAAAUAGGAAAAAGUGGAAAAUUUUGUGUAAUAUUACAUUGGUUGAAAAAAAUUCUAGUCAUUCUACAGUCACAGUCAUUGUCAUUGUCGAGUUAUAUAGUAAAAACCAAUAAUGUAACUUUUGUUUUUGUGAAAAAAACUGUAUUUAAAAUAAUAUCAAAAAAUGGAAAAUAAAAAGUAUAUUUGCUACAAAAUUUGCUAUAACGGCGUACCAUUAAAUCAUCGACCUGAAUAGUUAUAAGCAAUUAGUACAUUCCGUACAGUACACCUACACCAAAUUGUGUCGUACAUUACAAGUUCAAUUCUACGACUAGAUCGAGCGACAUCAAGUCAGCGAUGCCCAGGUCAGUACUGUAAUAACAACUGUAAUCGUACGUACAUAUUUUCGUAUUAUAUUCACACGUAGUGUAAUGCCCAUGUAAUGGUAGAUUGUACUACCCGUACAGUAAAAUUUUACACCACACAUUAAAGUGCGUCGCACAUUUUGUACAACUGCUUCUCAUUUCUAGACCUGACGUUUCGAUGUUAUGGUUUAAAAUAUAGUAAUGUUGGCACAUAAUAACAAAAACACCCAGUAUAUUUAUCUUGUAAUUUGAAGAGUGACUCCAUAAUAUGCUUAUAUUUGACGUUUUAACAGAACAGAGUAAGACUGAUCCUCGCACUGCAAAUAAAUCACAUCCUUACUUCAAAAGUGACACAACUCAAAAUUCAAAUCUUUUUGAUUUAAUGGAAUUAGUGAAAAAAAUCUAUAUCAAAACCUCAAAAAUGACAAUGCCAUUUAGACGAGUCUCUUCUAAUUUUGAGGAUUGGUUUAGGGUUGUUUGCUAAUCACAUUCAUGGUAAUAACUUAAAAGAUGUUGUGAAUUUUAUGUUGUGUGGCUUUAGAAGCAAGAGUGAGAAAUAUUUCAGUUCAUAAUCAAAAUUUUAUUCAACGUAAAACCAACUUUUGACACACAUUGUAUCUAAUUUGUCUAAAAUUAUAGAUAUAUUUUUAUCCAUCACAUUCUAAUUAUAUAUUUUAAAUUUAAUAAUGCUACAUACAUGCAAUCGUAAUAUAUACUUUUUUUUAAUUAAUAGAUAAUACCAUAAAGAUAAAUAUUGGUAAAGUGCCAAAAAUCAUAGAAAAUAUCAAUUUUCGUCUAGGGUACAGUAAUAAUUGUUUUUCAAAUUGUCCUAAAAUAUUUUUCCAAUGUUUGUGCAAGAAACGAUACUUUUAAAGCUGUUUUACAGUGAAAUAAACGUAUUUUAUUGCACUAGUGCAUGAUACUUAGGAGAGCUUAAGGUUAAUGUUCAGUUAGAAGAGGUAAAUAUUAGGAAUAAUAAACAUUGGAAUCAAGGGAAUGACCUAUCAUCGACGCUCUCGUUUUCAGCUAGCAUUCCACAUUUACUAUAAAUAGGUUAAAACUAGCCAUAAAUUAAUUUUUUCCCGAAUAUUUGAUACUUUGUAAUCAGUCGAUUACCUAAAAGUGUGGUUACUGAUCAAUCUUUAACGUAUAAUUAAUAAUUCUCUAUAAAAUAAACUCAUGCUUAUAAAAAGGACUUGGAAUAUUUCCUACCUGAAAUUUUCUUACCUCAGUAAUUUGGUAAUAACAUAAUUUUAGCACAGAAAAGAAAACAUAAACAGAAUACUAUAAGGCACUUUUUACUUUGUUUUUAUUGGAACCUGAAUCAAAAAAAUAUGGACUUUCACAAUUAAAAGUUUGUUUUUAAUAAAAAGAUCUACCUAUUACUAAAAAAUACGAAUUUAAAUUUAGCAGAUUAUGAAAAACUUAUAAUGUGCAACUUUUCUUAGAAUUUCAUAAUUAUUUGGGAUGUCCAUAUUUUUUUAACUCGGGAGAUACACUGAAUACAUUGCAUGUAAGAUUACCUACCUACCUAAGUGUUUUUAGAGAAAUAAUCUCGUAAAAGAAGUUUAUUGUACGUAUUAAUAUUUUUAUUUAUUUAUUUUUUAAUUGUACAUAAGAUAUAUAUCAAAAUAUGUAUAUACCAGAGACCCUAUGGAGUCUUGUAGCGAUUUAAACGUGUAUUAUAUAAAAAAUAGAAUUUUGACUUUGGGGUUCCUUUUUAUUAUGAAAUAUUUUAUUAUGCAUAAAAUCAUUGUUUUAGAUUUAUUGACGAAUUAAACAUUUCUCAUUACCAA
Messenger RNA from Psylliodes chrysocephalus, 9994 nucleotides. NCBI's taxonomy places the organism in Eukaryota, Metazoa, Arthropoda, Insecta, Coleoptera, Chrysomelidae. The record is from the annotation of a GenBank genome assembly.